GAGGAGAACCCUUCUCAGUCCGGCAUUUCGUCAUCCAUUUUGGUUUUUUCUCUCGUCGAGAUCCAAUCGAUUAUACACUUUUUCCUCCUCCCUCUCUAUUUUUUUUUGGUACGAAGAUUACCGGACUCGUACCGUGUGUAUACGUAUCUAUACAAAUCUUCUACCCCUACAGUGCCCCCCAGUCGGAGUCUAUUGACCCUUUGAGGAUCUUCUCGUUCCAUUCCUCGCAUUCCUCACCGCCCCCCCUGGCACCACCUGAGGUAUCUACCAAAGGGAGAGCGAGAGAGGGCACGAUUAUUAUCGAUAGUAUAUGACACUACCGGUUCACCAUUGUUUGCCCCCUUCCUUCCUCUUGCCGUCAUGAAAGGCACGUCGAGUCUGAGCUUGAAGGCAUGGUCGAAAAUCCACCCCCCACUACCCCGUACCCCCCGGGAAUCUCAACAACUCCUCAAAGCCCUUACGUCUUCCUUCCGUCGUCAGCUCGAUCGGGAAUACCCCCCCUCGGUACCCUCCGAUCGAGAUGCAUCUAAUGAUCGUACACCGGAGAACCCGCACUCGUCUGUGCACGCGACCGAUCGACAUCUCCGGGCCAUCCUGGAAAAUCCGCUGUUCCGGGUAGUACCCUCCAAGUCUGCUGCGGCUCGUAAUGGAAGUGGACCAGCCAGUAGACUACAACAGAGAAUAGCGAAAGAACCAAUGGUGGUUUUUGAUGAAUUGGUUGCCUCAGGUUCGGUAACCCUGCCAACACUACGUGACUGCUUGAGCUCCCAGAUGCUACUGGCAAGCCGUCAUAUCGGAAGCGGCCUCAUACAGGCCAUGAAAGACGCUAGGGCUGGAUCCAAGGUUGUCAGUUGGUGGUUUGCAUCUGAUUCCACGACAAGACAGAUGUUAUUCAAAUCCCGAGCAGCGACCACAACUCUAGUAAAGUUCUUAGUGGCAGAAGGUCGGCAGGGUGUGGUGUUGGAUUGGCUGAGGAUGCUGGCGGACCACGAUAUUGGAGGCCGGAAUGGUCAGUUACCAGAGAAAAUUGCGCAACAGGUGUUUGGCCAUCUACUGGUCAACUUAGUGACCGCCGAAAUCCAGUACGGUCAAGGGUUGGGCUUGGCUAUGCGGUAUUACCUACAGACAUGCAAGUCGCAGAUGCUCAAAGACAACGCGGUUCUGAACCCUUCCUGGCAACCUGUGUUCCUUCCAGCAGGCGUUCACUUAUGGGAGAGCUUGAUGCGGAGUUCACCGUCCAGAUCCAAAGAGCUUGACGGAGCUAUGUACAACGAGUAUAUCGAAGUGCUUUCCAGACUCGCACCGAAAUCGUUUCUGGUAGCUACAGCUCCGCUGUAUCACCCUACACACCCUGAUGCUAAACCAUUCCUCGAUUUUGUGGAUACACUACCUCCUGGCCGGGUGGACUCUUCGACAGGACUGAAACGAGAAAGCUUCAUGCGUGCCGGCUUUGACGCUCUUCGUCUCUUGGUGGACCAAGACAAGCGACGGGAUGUCUUAUACCUGGCACGUUUCUUGCAACAGCAGUUACCCGAAAAAGUGGACUCAGAAAAUACAUCCAAAUCAAAUCACCGCGCUUACACAGAGAGGGAAGAUUUACUAUCACAACUUGACUUGGCAUUGGCUUGAUAUGCGUAACCAUUGCUAUUGACGGCGAAGCGGCAUAUUCUGUAAAGCGGUGGCCGUCUGGCCCCAGGCUUAGGGUGAUAUUUUUCAUUUAUGUGCCUUUCAUCUUGGGUUUAAGAUCUCUACGGGGUAUGCAGGCAACCUAGGUAGUAGGCAAAUGAUUCGUCAAUCUGGAUCUGCAGGUGACAAUCGGGUUUACCAUUAUCCAGGUGGAUGGCGUACCCGAAACACGCUACUAUGAGGA
Molecule: messenger RNA, 1870 nt
Organism: Aspergillus pseudonomiae
Lineage: Eukaryota; Fungi; Ascomycota; Eurotiomycetes; Eurotiales; Aspergillaceae
Exons: 1
Coding region: 361-1629 (422 amino acids)
Source: RefSeq, a predicted model, not a curated record